GCAGCUCAGUCACCGGUUGACCGAUGUAAAUAAGUACUCGCGUCUCGCAUGCCGUUCGCCAGUCCAGUCUCGGCCUUUGGAAGUGUAGUUCUACACAUCGCGAGGACCUCAGCACGGUCUUUGCUACUGAUAUCGCGUUCCGAUACGUGUUGCGUAGUACAUUUAGAUAAAUGCGGGCUAGCGCAUUAAAGUUCUCGAGCACACGUGCAGUUCUUGAAGCCGUAGUUUAGAAGACUGAAACAGUCAUUUUUCGCAGCGUUUUUAGCCAGUUUUUUUUGCAGGUUAAAUACCCUACAGAGUUGCAAAAUUGGACAUAAAUUUCAAAGGAAAAAGAUGGCUGAUACGAGUACGCAAAGACCGACUAUUCCAGAAUGGUUUGGUGGGAGACAAGUGAUGGUUACUGGUGGUACCGGCUUUAUGGGAAAGGUUCUCUUGUCCAAAUUACUAAUGAGUUGUCCAAAUGUUGACACAAUCUACGUAGUGAUUAGAGAAAAGAGGAAUCAAUCCUCAAAAACCAGACUUCUACAGUUGAUACAGGAAGAACCAUUUAGACUACUGCGAGAGAAUAACCCGGACAUGUUGAAAAAACUAGUUGCCGUCAACGGCGACACGACGUGCGCUGGACUCGGAAUUGCUGAGAAGGAAACGGAUAUUUUAAAGAACAAUGUUUCGGUGGUUAUUAACAUGGCAGCCAACGUACGGUUUGAUCUGCCUCUGAAGACUGCCGUCAAUAUGAAUACAAAAGGCACCGCUAACGUCAUUGAUUUGAUCAAACAGUUUAAGAAGUUGGACUCGUUCGUCCACGUGUCGACUGCUUAUUGUCAUUGUGGUGAACCCGUACUCGAGGAAAAGUUCUACCCGAUGUCAUCGUCACCCGAAGAAAUGAUGCAGAUUGUCAACAAUACCGACGAGGAGAUUCUUAAAGCGAUGACUCCAAAGAUUCUCGGUGACCAGCCAAAUACUUACGCCUUUACCAAAGCUUUAAGUGAAGAGCUAGUGAGACGGUGUGGCUUACCAGCAGGUGUCGCUCGACCGUCGAUCGUCAUCGGUUCAUACAAGGAACCAGACAGGGGUUGGGUGGAUAACAUGAAUGGGCCAACGGGUCUGAUGAUUGGUGCGAGUAAAGGAGUAAUCCGAACGAUGCUCUGCAACUCGGACUAUUACGUCGAUAUCAUGCCCUGCGACAUGGCCGUGAAUGCGACCAUAGCACUGGCCUGGAAGGUCGGCCUUGAACAGCCCGAAGUGCCUGUCGUUAUCAAUCUCACUGAGAGCCACGAUAAUCCUAUGACAUGGAAAUACGCUCUGGAGACUGGAAAGAAACAUGCUCUUGCCAAUCCAUUUUCGGGUCCACUAUGGUAUCCAGGAGGAGGAUUCACUAGAUCGAAACUACUUCAUUUUAUAUCAGUUUUCUUAUUUCACACAAUACCUGCUUACCUUUUGGAUGGUAUCAUCGUACUAACUGGAAACAAACCUUUCCUGGUAAAAGUGCAAGCCAAAGUUACUUAUGGAAUCAAUUUAGUCUAUUAUUAUACUACAAAACAAUGGAUUUUCAAGAACGACAGAUUAAAAGCCAUGCGAGAGAGCUUAAGUCCAGAGGACCGAAAGGUAUUCUUUAUGGACAUCAAGGUUAUCGUAUGGGAUGACUAUCUGCUCUCGUAUAUCCUGGCAGCGCGCAAAUACUGCCUGAAGGACGACCCUUCGACGCUACCACAGGCUCGACGCGUUUUUGCCUACCUCUACGUUGUCGAUCUGGUUGUCAGGAUUGGCUUCGGUCUUCUCUGCUGCUGGUUCAUCUACUCGUGGUUUUUAUUACCUUACAAGAUGACUGUCAGUGCGGCGCUCGAGACGAUGUCAAUACACUAAACACGUGUUUAAGAUCUAUAAAUAGACACGUCCGGUUAUACGCGAUUAGGUUAUAGAAUUCUCGUAUUUUUUAUUUAAAUCAGCUAGAAUCUAUUAAAUUUAAAAGCUUCGGGGUUUACCAGACGAUUUCCUUUUACAUACAGAUACAUCGAUCGUAAGGAGAUGAUGAAAGAAAGAGCAAAAUUAGACGAUAAAAACUUUUUCUAAUUCAUGAAGCUUUGAGCAGGAAAAUUAUUAAAUAUACGAGUUUUAAUCUCAAUACUAUUUACUUUUGAUAGUAGUACCAUGCUUGUAUUCUUCACCAUAAGUAUAUAGGGACAAAAACGGUUACUUUACAUAGAUUGUUGGAAUUCGAAUCAUUUGACUAAUUUAUCAAUAUUUUCAUGUGUAAAUAUGAUUAAAAAUUAUAGUUAUUCGUAAACAGUUAAAAACAUUUUCCAUAUAAUUCCAGUUCGUAUAGGUACUAUACUAUUCAACUAAAGAUCAAAACACAAUCAGCCUUUUGUGCAACCUUUAAAAAUUUUAUCAUAUCAUUAAUUAAAAUAAAUUUUAACAUUUCAUGUUUCAUAUAGCAUUUUUUUUAAGUACUAUUAGUAUUACAUCUUUUAUUUUUGUUUAUGUAUUGUAUUUAUUGCGCUUUUUUACUUUUACAUACAGCUGUAAAGAAGUCAUUUCACAUUUAGGUAUAAAUAAUUAAAUAGAAAUUAUAUAACGU
Nasonia vitripennis (jewel wasp) is the source of this 2578-nucleotide messenger RNA. RefSeq names its product putative fatty acyl-CoA reductase CG5065. The transcript is spliced from 7 exons. Lineage: Eukaryota; Metazoa; Arthropoda; Insecta; Hymenoptera; Pteromalidae. Gene Ontology annotation, cellular component: peroxisome. The coding region runs from base 334 to 1863 and encodes 509 amino acids. The record is from RefSeq and is a predicted model, not a curated record. Gene Ontology annotation, biological process: long-chain fatty-acyl-CoA metabolic process. Gene Ontology annotation, molecular function: alcohol-forming very long-chain fatty acyl-CoA reductase (NADP+) activity.